This is a messenger RNA of Carica papaya (papaya), 1308 nucleotides long. RefSeq names its product disease resistance RPP13-like protein 4. The record is from RefSeq and is a predicted model, not a curated record. NCBI's taxonomy places the organism in Eukaryota, Viridiplantae, Streptophyta, Magnoliopsida, Brassicales, Caricaceae.
GUCCACACCAUUCCCCCUUCACAGUCGUCGACUCUCCACGCUGCUCCUCUUCUAUCUCUUUCCGCAAUGUCGAAUACUCGAGUUCCCUACUCCUCACAGAAAGAAUCCAUCAAAUCAUUUGCAGGAACUGAUGAAAUCUUUUCAUUUCACCAGCUCCACGAUGUAAUCCUACCAGCUUUGCUUGACAAUUUGGUGAAGAUGAGGAACUCUGUCUCCGCUUCCGGAAUCCACGAGGAAACUGAUGCUACUACCGGCAGCUCAGAUCUAGACGAUCGGCUCAAGAGAAUCCUCGAAAAUCUUCUUGAUGCCAAAAAUGCUCUCGUGAGAUUCAAGGAUCUGGAGGUGCUAACCAACAAGCAGAUGCGAGCACUUCUCAUUCCCAACGUCGACGAUAUUCUGGUAGAAAUUGAGGAGGCUGAGAAAGCAGAGGAGGAUGUUCGUGCAGCUGUGCAAGGCAGAAAAGCCGCUGAAGAAGCUCGUACCGUCGCCACGGAAGCUCGCAUCUCCGCCGAGGAAGCUCGUCGCCACGGAGAUAAGGAAGAAGCCAUCGAAGCUUUAAAAGAAUUCCGGCGAGCUGAACGAGAAGUUCUCGAGUCUGAACGGGCCUAUGACGAACAGAUAGAUGAUGUAACGUCUACUGUGCAUACCAUACCAAUGGAGAAGAUUCAAAUACAGAUUCCUGUAUUGAGCAAGUUUACUACGGAGUUGAAAGGGAAUCUCAUCAGAUCGCUUCCUACCACAACCAAUCCAGAUGAUACUCAAACCCAGCCUACGAAGACCACAGCUGAAAACGUGCAGAAAGAAGAUGAUAAGGAAUGGCUGGUCAAGUGGUCAGAUCUCGAUCUGGAGGAUGAAAGUUUCUGCGAGAGCUUGGCUUUCAAAGCGAUUGAGGAGCGGUAUGUAAAAUUGGAACCUACUUUGAAAGUAUGUUUACUGUUUUUGGUCAUUUUCCCGGAUAAUGCUGUUAUAAAGAAGACUGCUAUAAUCUACUGGUGGAUUGGAGAGGGAUUUUUAGUAGCAGAUCCUCGUUCACCUAAGACAGUGGAGGAGAUUGCAAAUGAGUUCUUGGAGGAGCUCAUGGCGAAGGGCUUCAUUGAGCCUGUCAACAAGAAGAGAAGUCCCAUUGUGCAGAGAUUUCGAAUGAAUCCUUUUGUGCGCCUUGUGCUGCUUAUGUUGGCCAAGAAGAAAAGACUCUUUUGAUAUUGAUUCUGCUGGGAACUUCCAAGCAGAUUCUUUUACACACUCCAAGAGAGCAUGCUUGGUUAGAUCUGAGCAAGGGUCUUCCCAGUAUGAACUAAGGACUAAGAG